AUGCUCUCCAAUCUUCAAAGCCUAUGUCUCCUCCUUCCGCUGCUCUCUGGGCUUGGCCAAGCCGGCCUGGUGCCCCAGAAGAGAGCCGACAUGUGCGGCCAAAAGGGCGACGACCGAGGCAACGGAAACUUUGACUAUGACAGCAGUGCCAAAUACUCGACCUACGCCAAGUGCUCAGCUCGCUGCCUUGCGAACGCAAAGUGCAAGAGCUUCAGCUUCGGCGGCAAGAAUUGUUUGCUCUUCAACGUGGCCGUGAGUGGCAACUUCGAUGCCUCCUCGAGCAGCUCCGACACAUUCUACGACCGUGGCUGUGUCUCGUCCUCCCCAGCAGCAGCUCCCAGCCCAACAUCAAGCUCGUCAAAACUUAGCUCUUCGUCGACGAAGCCCACGUCCAGCACUUCCACCAGCUCUGUGAAGCCCUCGUCAACACCCGCCGCCACGCCGGCAGCCACAUCCUCUACAGCGUCGCCGGGUGUGACAAUCCCAGCUGGCUGCAACGUCCCCAAGACGCUCACCAUAACCUCUUUCAAGUGGUUCAACUCGACGCACAACCUGGACUGCGCCAACCCAAACUACCCCUCAGACGCGCGGGUGUGCUGGAACAGCGCGUCCAACACCGUCUGCGCCGACGGCGACCCCUCGUGCACCUGCACUCCCUACUGCUACACGGGCUUACCCUCGGCCGCGUACCAGCCGCUGGGUUAUGGCCCUCCCGACACCAUCUCCAUCGGCUUCGCCACGGGGGCCACGUGUGCCGCCGCCAACGCGCAGUCCAUCCGCCGGUACGAGAUCGGCGAGGGCCACUUUGACUGCGGCAGCGCGGCGGACUACAUCGGCUUCUACGGCGACUCGAACAAGGACACGGGCAACACUGGCAGUGUGUAUUACAAUAAUUACAACGGUGGGUGCAGUGGGAAGAUCCCCAGGUACGAGGGCAGCUUCCCCCUGACUUGCACUCAUGACGCUGGCAACAAUGCUACUUGUACUGCGCCUGUGCCUUUGGAAUUGACUUUGGUUCGGCUUGGGUAA
Molecule: messenger RNA, 1029 nt
Organism: Diaporthe citri
Lineage: Eukaryota; Fungi; Ascomycota; Sordariomycetes; Diaporthales; Diaporthaceae
Exons: 1
Coding region: 1-1029 (342 amino acids)
Source: RefSeq, a predicted model, not a curated record